AUGAUACCAGUAAUAAUUUUACAGAAAAUGCUCCAAAGGCGUUUAAGGUAAGAUUUUAAAAAAUUGCUGUAACUAAUAGUUAAGAAUUGGAAUAGUUCAAUAUUGUCUAUUGACCAUUGAAAUGAAUAUGUAGUUCAAGAUAGAGGGAAUUGCAACAAAUACAAAAUGCGAAAACUGAUAUAAUAAUGCAUAUAUAAGUAUCUACUCUCUCAAGCCAAUCAAUUUAUUUUAUAGUCUAGCCGCCAUUAUUUUGGCAACGUUGUCUUACAGCAACGCAUCAUUGUUCAACAGUCAACCACAAUUCACUAUAAAAGCUGAGAAAAACAAAGCAUUUGACGAAUCCUGUCUUAUUGGAACGUUCAACAUUGAAAGUGGAAACAUAGCAGAUCGUCUGGAGCACUGUUUGGAGAACUGUCGGUGUCAAUCGUUUCAAAUUUGUCAAGACACAAAAUGUCAACUGUGUUCCAGUCACAAGCAAGAGAACAGUUCAUUGCUUCAUGAGAAAAAAGACUGCAUCUAUGCUAUGUACGAGAUGCGAGAUUGA
Molecule: messenger RNA, 544 nt
Organism: Paramuricea clavata
Lineage: Eukaryota; Metazoa; Cnidaria; Anthozoa; Malacalcyonacea; Plexauridae
Source: the annotation of a GenBank genome assembly